This is a messenger RNA of Blepharisma stoltei, 2758 nucleotides long. The record is from the annotation of a GenBank genome assembly. Lineage: Eukaryota; Ciliophora; Heterotrichea; Heterotrichida; Blepharismidae.
AUGGAGCCUGCUUCAUAUCAGAGGCUUGACGAUAGAAGUGAAAUAGUUCAAGAAGUAGUGCCAGUUGGAUCGAGAUAUACAAGAGAAAACUAUUUAUUGACUGACUACUUUACUAAAAUUGAAGAAGUAAAUGCAAGAACAUUUCUUGAACCUCCAAUACCAGAAUCAAAAAUUCAUAUAGUAUUUUGCAAAGUUUGCCUCAUAAAUUAAUAUAUUAGUUAAUAUGGUAGCAAAUUGAGGUAUUUCAGCAUAGCUGAAUCGCAAAUUUUCAUGUACUGAGCUUUUCUUCAUGGAUCGCUAUGUUUUUGACUGCAGUGAUAACAGCGUUUUUAGCAUUUAUAGUAGACUUAGCAAGCCAAGAAAUGGUUAUGGGGAGAAAGUAUAUUGCUUUUAAUAUUGAUGAACCUAUUUUAGGUUUAUUUGUUUGGGUCUCUACUGCAAUAGUUCUUGUCUUAGGUGCAGCGUCUUUCGGGGAGUAUGUUAGCCAAGCAGCUGAAGGCGCAGGAAUUGCUGAAAUUAAAGUUUUUCUUGCAGGAGUUGAGCUGCCUAAUUUUUUGAAUUGGAAAUGUCUAUUUGCAAAGGUGUGUGGACUUUCUCUUGCACUUGGAUCAGGACUUAUGAUUGGAAGAUGUGGACCAUUUGUUCAUUUGGCAGCAAUUGUCGCAGAUAGACUUUUAACUCUAGACUUUUUAAAACAUCUUAUCCCCUUUAAUUUGGAACCAAAAUUCUAUUCCAAUUUCAAAGGGUAAGAGUUAAUUUAAAUUUGUCUGUAUAAACAAAAUUUUAUCAAAUUUUUGAAAAAUUUAAACAUAAUAUUUUUAAUUUUAUAUUUAUUUUUAUGAAGAAUUAAUUUAAAAAAAUAAUUGAUACAGUGUGAAAACUGCUUAAAUAAUAUUAUAUGCACUCCUCAAAUUUAAUUAGGUCAAACUAAUCUAAUAAAAAAUAGUAUUUUCAUAUAAAAACUUUUCCUAUUGAAAUAAAUUUUUGUUCAAAUUCAAGGGUUAAAAUAGCCAAAAAAAAUAAUCUGUUCUAAUUUAAAGGAGGGAGUUAGAAAUAAUACGACUUACAGAAAUCAAAUUAUGGCAGCAUCUGUUGCAGCAGGAGUGGCAGCAACAUUUGGAACGCCAAUUGGAGGGGUUAUUUUUAGCAUUGAAGUUACUGCAUCAUUUUAUAUUGUUAACAAUUUAUGGAGAGCCUCAUUUUGUGGAGUUGUCAGCACAAUAACAUUUUGGCUUCUGCAUUUAUUAGGGAUAACUGAUUUACUCCCUCCUCCAUAAAUGGACACAACCAUUGAAAAUCUCUAUUUUUGGCCAAAGACCCACUCCGCGAGUGAACAAAAAUUUUUUAAUAUAAUUUGUUUUUUAUGAAAUAUAUAAGUGAUAAUUAAUAUAAUUAACUCUCAAACGAGUUCUAUUGAAUUUGCAUUUUAAAAGAUAAAUUUUAUAAAUUAAAUUAAAUUUUGCGUUAAAUCCCUAAAAAAUUGACUUCCAAGAGCAAAAAUUUGUUUGCCCUCGAAUAUGGGGAGUUAGUAGAAAAAACUGACUAUCCAAAGUAUCACUAUAAUCUUGAUAUCUUUCUCUUUAUCGCUAUGGGCGUCGUUUGCGGAUUCAUGGGAUCAGCAUUUGUAGAAUUUGGAAAAAGGCUUGUUUGGUAUAGGAAUAGAAAAGUUAUCCCCUGGCUACAUAAACGAUAUAGAUAUGCUUGCUUUUUAGCUACUACGACUGCAUGCUUUGUGUUUUUUAUUCCAUGGCUCCAAAAUAGUGACAGAAAGCUACUAAACCAUCUUUUUGGAACAGAUGAACUUGGCGAUCUUUAUCGGACACCUGGAGUUUGGGGAACAUCAAGUCCGAUCCCCACGAUUGCUGCUUUAUUUUUUUUGAAAUUUCUUUUGAGCGGGAUGGAUAUUAGUGCUAACACACCUGCUGGCUUUUUUAUGCCUGUUUUAGUACUCGGGGCAGUUGUAGGGAGAUUUUUUGGAGAAAUUUCAUCUCUGACAGGGGAUACAGUUCCAGCAGGGAUUUUUUCAGCAGUUGGAGCAGCAGCAUUAGUUGCUUCAGCAACCCACACAAUUUCUGUUGCUAUUAUAGUAUUUGAAAUAACUGGCUCAAUCCAAUAUCUGAUUCCUAUGUGCAUCAGCUGCGUGAUUGCUUACACAAUUGGAUUUACAUUGAAUACAAGCAUUUAUGAUGCAUUUUUAGGCCUCAGAGGCUUGCCAUAUCUUCCUGCUUUCAGAGCUUCAGAUGUCUACUCAUAUCAUGCAAAAGAUAUGCUGGAUACAAGUAUAACUUCUAUCAUUUACCCAUGCUCUCUAAAAGAUUUGCUCGAUGCCGUUAAAAACAUCACUGGAUUUACAAGAAUUCCAGUCGUUGACACUGAAGGCUACAUUAUAGCAGACGUUAGUAUUGCAAGUAUAAAAAAUUACUUAACGGCAUGCUAUGAAUUAGACACAGAAGGGAUAUCUCAAGAAGCAAAACAAGAUAUUGCGAGAGAAAUUACACAUCCAAAGGGCGAAGGAGUGAUUUUCGACAUAAGUGAGCAGUCAAGAGAGCAAAUUGACAAGUUUUGGAGCAGUGAAGUCGAUUUUAGGUCACCUUUGCUGCGCCUCAAUAAUGCGCCAUUAUCAGUGUCAGAGUCUACUUCUUUAGCAAAAGUACAUUACCUGUUCUUAAUGCUGGGACUUAUGCAAAUCUAUGUCACAAGCUCUGGCAAGCUACUAGGCGUGAUUUCUUAUGAGUUUUUUGCUAAAGGCAUCAGAUAG